This is a messenger RNA of Durusdinium trenchii, 2988 nucleotides long. Lineage: Eukaryota; Dinophyceae; Suessiales; Symbiodiniaceae. The record is from the annotation of a GenBank genome assembly.
AUGGACAUGGCGGAAGGGCCGGUCGCUUGGGACCCCUCUAAGGGUGCCCGGCGUUGGGCGUUGGGCGGCCUGGGCAGACAGACAUUUGAGCCAAAGCGACCAAGCCGUGGGAUCCAGCUAGAUCGGGAUUCUGCACUACGCCGCGUAUGGCAGCUGAUCCUGGACCGGGAUUUGGGCAGCAGCGAUGGCCUGCUUACGCACACGGAGCGGGAGUUUUUCAGCGAGAGCGUGGAGGAGCCGAGGACUGCUCCACCCACGCCGCAAAAAGCAACGCCUGAGAAGAUCGAGAAGGAAGAUCCCCUGAUCGAAGUCCGGUGCCAUGGCCAAAGUUGGGCCUUGCCUCGGGGAAUAGAGACUGAGAUGGCUGAGAUGGCUCGGAAUGGAUGGAUGGCUAGAGAUGGUGAAGGUUUUGAAGCUAGAGACAUGAAGAGGCCUUUUUUGGCGGCUUUGAUGCAUCCGGAGGGAGCCGCCCAAUGGUCGCAGCUGAUGCAGCUCUUGAACACCUUCUCUGAUCAUCGACCUGACCUGGUGGUGCUGAAUGCCGCACUGCAUGGCCUGGCUGGGCGCUGGCGGACGUUGUUGGAGCUUUGGAGAGGGGCUCGAUCAAGGUGGUCCCUGCGACCAGAUGUGGUCUCCUACUGUGCAGCCGUCGCCGCUGUACGUGGUGAGGAUGCACAGGUGCGGCGCCUCUGCUCUGAGAUGCAGCACGACCGCAUCACGCCAGACCUCGCCAUGGACGUGGCCAUCGCUGAGUCGCUGGCGGCGCCGCCGCAGCUCUUGGGUGCCCUGAGCGAAGUGACUGCAAAGGCCCAAGGAGUUCUGCAAACACAGGCGCAGCGCCGAAGUCGAGGCCAGUGGCAGGCAGGGACGCGCUUCGGGGGGAAGGGUGAGGUUAGCUGGCGAAUGGGCUGGCGAUGCCUGGUGGCAUGGGAGGCUCCCAUUCAGAAGCUUCAAGAGCGCAAGGCUUGGACAGAUGUCGGGAUGCGGCCCGGGUCCUUCCAGCCCAUGGGCUGGCGAAGCCAGGGACCAGUGCUGGUGUCUGGCCUGCCACAAGCACUCCCGACACGGCGGCCGGACGUGACCGGGUCCUUUGCCGGGCCUGGGCCAGCGCACGCGCCGCCUCAAGCGCUGCACGCGCCGCACGCGCCGCAUGCGCCGGUUCCGGAGGCGCGGCCGAACUUCCCGCACGCGCAGCAGCCAUCGGGGCCGGCGCCGCAGUCGGCAUCGGGGCCGCAGCUGCCACAGCCCGCUGCAUCUCCGUGUGUGCCUGGAGCUCCCCCGAUGGUGGUCCGCUUGUCCUCCUGGGUGUCCACCCCGCGAAGUUUGGCGAGAGAUGAGCCGGUCUGUGUGGCGGGCCCACAGGUGUCGAACUGGUCUCCGCCUGAAAUGGGUAUGGCGACAUGGCCGGCGCCAGCAGCGUCGAUACGUAGUCCGCGCAACACUGUGAGCACGCCUCGGGAGGAGUCCCCGGUGCGUCACCCCACAGACCCGGCUGAGCGCGCGGCGCUGCGGGCCAAGCUCCGGAUCUUGCCCAGUCCGAAGGGCCGGCCGGAGGCUGAAGUGCCCAACCGCUCGGUGAGCCCGCGCAGCCGGAAAGGAGGACGCCCCACAGUGCAGCGGAUGCAAUCGCCAAGGUCGGCCCUGCGGCGUAGCGCCAGCAGCAGUGGCUACUCCGGCGUGCCAUCCAGCUACUCUGCGAGCGUCCCGGCCUCCCAGCCUCAGGACACCAGUCAAAGCGUCACCGCCCCGGCGAGCGUGCUAGAGCGCGAGCUGGGGGCGAUUCAGCGCAAGGCAGCCGAGAGGGAGGACCCACCAGCACGGGCCGGCGGGGGCGAGCGUCGGGGCGAGCGUGGGGGAGGGUGCUUCGAGCAUGUUGAGGAUUAUAUCCACUGGAUGUCCCAGCCAAGCCGCGUGGUCUACGUGGAAUGGCGGAAAGUGCGGCAUGAGAGCCUUGCAUGGAAGAGUCGUGGAUUGACCUCGCAUUCUUGGCUGGAAGUCCGCUUGUUGGAUGACCGCCGCUUGCGGAUGGAGAUCUACGCAGACAGAGGCUACACCGAGCAAUGCUUCGACCCCCGAGCCGUCAGCGCGCCCGGUGCGGGCACCGCGGGGCUACGCUUCUUCGACCCAGACAGCACCAUCUACGACGGCCGCUGCGCGGGCGAGACGGAGCUGCGGCGGGCGCUCACGGCGGAGACGCUGCGGGAGGAAGCGAAGAGCUUGGCGCGGAGGCCAUACUCAUUGAGUGAGUUCAAUUGUCAUCACUUCGUGCUGGAGCUUUGGAACAGCAUGGUGGUGGACUCCUUGCAAUCCAAACACUUCCCAGAUCGAACCAAGCUGGGCUUGCUGUGGGGCGUGGAGGAGAUGAUGGGCCACUGGCUUCAAGGCGCUUCCUCCUUAGCUUCUGUGGGCGCCCCGACUUCGGGCGCUGCACAGAGGGCGCCACCCACCAUACCUGUGCGGGCGGAUGUAUUUUUGCUGGAGACCACUGGGCAGAUGAGGUUGGCCGAGAUGCCACAGUCGAUCGAGACAGCAGGCAACAGUCCCACUGCCUGCUGGGCCGCCCGGCAGCUGCCGGGCGUGGAGGAAGCAGCGAUGCGGGUGGUGGAGCUGAUACGGACCUUUGACAUCUUGGAGCUGAACAAGCGACUCGAGUUGGACUUGCCUAAGACCACCUUCAGCGUCUUCGCCUCCUUCGCCUCCACCUCGUCCUCAUCGGUGGGAACCUCGUGGGAGCACUGCUUCGUUCUUCUGCGCGGCAGGGAGCUCCGCUUGGCCGUGCACAGCGUGGGACUGGGGCGCCAAUUCCUGCUUCUGAGUGGCGAUGCCUUGCGCAACCAGGAAGAGCACUGGCAGUGGCGAAGGGAAGAGCACAGGUUGUCUCCAACAGAGAGAGCCUUUCAGCUCCAGGAGCCCUUCCGCCAAGCGCUUCGCCGCAGCGCAUGGCACGCACUGCCCACGGCCGAAAGCGAUUUCAAGGACCUGUCAUAG